Aspergillus mulundensis is the source of this 939-nucleotide messenger RNA. RefSeq names its product peroxidase. Gene Ontology annotation, molecular function: peroxidase activity; heme binding. The transcript is spliced from 2 exons. The record is from RefSeq and is a predicted model, not a curated record. NCBI's taxonomy places the organism in Eukaryota, Fungi, Ascomycota, Eurotiomycetes, Eurotiales, Aspergillaceae. The coding region runs from base 1 to 939 and encodes 312 amino acids. Gene Ontology annotation, biological process: hydrogen peroxide catabolic process; response to reactive oxygen species; cellular response to oxidative stress.
AUGAGCACAACCGGAGAUUACGACGCCGUCCGACGCGACAUCGUCGGACAACUGAAGAAGCCCAAUUACGAUGACGGCAGCGCAGGCCCCGUCUUCGUCCGUCUUGCGUGGCACUCCUCCGGAACAUACGACGCUGCAAGCGACACCGGCGGCUCCAACGGCGCUGGCAUGCGAUAUGAAGGCGAAGGUGGCGAUCCCGCAAACGCCGGUCUCCAGCACGGCCGGGCCUUCCUCGAGCCCGUAAAGAAGAAUCAUCCCUGGAUCACAUACAGCGACCUGUGGACGCUCGCGGGCGUCGUCGCAAUCGAAGAGAUGGGCGGGCCCAAAGUCGCCUGGCAACCCGGCCGGACCGACUAUGUCGACGACUCCAAGAUUCCUCCGCGCGGGCGAUUACCCGACGGCGCUCUGGGCGCCGAGCAUCUCCGCUUUAUCUUCUACCGUAUGGGCUUCAACGACCAGGAAAUUGUAUGCUUGACGGGCGGACAUAAUCUGGGCCGGUGCCAUUCAGAUCGGUCGGGGUUCCACGGUCCCUGGGUGAACAACCCGACGCGGUUCUCGAACCAGUUUUUCAAGCUGCUGUUGACGAUGGAGUGGAAGCCGAAGACGUUGGAGAACGGUGUCAGUCAGUUUGUGUAUGUUGAUCCCGAGGCGGAGGACGACGAGGAGCCGCUUAUGAUGCUGCCGACCGAUGUUGCUUUGAGGGAUGACCCUGCGUUCCGGCCUUGGGUAGAGCGGUAUGCGAAGGAUAAAGAGCUGUUCUUUGAUCACUUUGCGAAGGUGUUCGCGAAGUUGAUCGAGCUGGGAAUCAAGAGAGACGAGACCGGGAAGAUCACAAACACAGAUAACGUCAAGGGAGGUUAUAUCUCUGCGCCGAAGAAGAGCGAUGAACCAACUGGGCCUCCACGUCCGCAUACAGCUCAGCGGGCUGCUAAGCUGUAG